AUGGCCGUCGCACGCUCGAUGCGCCGCACGAGCCCGAUCAGCCUCCUGCUAGCAGCCCUGAUAGCAUUCGGCUUCAUCUGCUUCAUGCUGACUCCCUCGACACCCGCAGCCACAUCGUCAUCCGCAUCCUCACAACAACGACAAGAAAACGCCGCGGAACACCCCCUCUCCCCACCCACGAAACCAUUCUUCAAAUCCCAAGCUGUCCGCAGCGAUGGCCACAAAGCCGCGCCCCCAGUCGUCCACUACAACCUCAACAGCCUGACCAGCACGGCCAAUUCCGUCGCCAACGGCGAGCGGGUCCUGAUCCUCACCCCGCUAGCCCGCUUUUACCAAGAAUACUGGGAUAACCUGGAGAAAAUGAGCUAUCCCCAUGAAUUGAUCUCGCUGGGAUUCAUCGCGCCCAAAACGAAAGAGGGCAAUGCCGCCGUCGCCGCCUUGGAGAAAGCCAUCGCGAAAACCCAAUCCGGCCCCAUUGACUCUCGAUUCGCGAGCAUCAGUAUCCUCCGCCAAGAUUUCGAACCCCCACUCACAUCCCAGGACGAAAAAGAGCGCCAUAAGCUUAGCGCGCAGAAGGAGCGUCGGGAGUCGAUGAGUCGCGCGAGGAACAGUCUCGUCUUCACGACCCUCGGCCCGGCCACGUCCUGGGUUCUCUGGCUGGACGCGGAUAUCGUGGAAACGCCCGCGUCGCUCAUCCAGGACCUGACCAGCUUCGACCAGCCCGUCAUCGUGCCGAACUGUUUCCAGCGGUACUACGAUUCCUCGAAGCGGAAGUGGGAUAUCCGGCCUUAUGACUUUAAUUCGUGGGUUGAUAGUGAACGGGCGCAGAAUCUUGCGUCGCAGAUGGGCCCCGAUGAGAUCCUUUUGGAGGGUUAUGCUGAGAUCCCGACUUAUCGCACUUUGAUGGCUCACUUGCCUGAUUUUAAGAAGCUUGAUCCUAAAAAGAUGCUUGCGUUGGAUGGCGUUGGGGGUACGGCACUGCUUGUCAAGGCGGAUGUGCAUCGUGAUGGGGCUAUGUUCCCUGCUUUUCCUUUCUUCCAUCUUGUUGAGACGGAGGGUUUUGCGAAGAUGGCUAAGAGGUUGGGGUACGAGGUGAUUGGGUUACCGGAUUAUUUCGUUUAUCACUAUAACGAGUAA
Penicillium nucicola is the source of this 1137-nucleotide messenger RNA. RefSeq names its product mannosyltransferase complex subunit MNN9. The coding region runs from base 1 to 1137 and encodes 378 amino acids. Gene Ontology annotation, cellular component: mannan polymerase complex. Gene Ontology annotation, biological process: protein N-linked glycosylation; cell wall mannoprotein biosynthetic process. The transcript has 2 exons. Gene Ontology annotation, molecular function: alpha-1,6-mannosyltransferase activity. NCBI's taxonomy places the organism in Eukaryota, Fungi, Ascomycota, Eurotiomycetes, Eurotiales, Aspergillaceae. The record is from RefSeq and is a predicted model, not a curated record.